Messenger RNA from Puccinia triticina, 417 nucleotides. RefSeq lists its product as uncharacterized. The transcript is spliced from 3 exons. Bases 1 to 417 code for a protein of 138 amino acids. The record is from RefSeq and is a predicted model, not a curated record. NCBI's taxonomy places the organism in Eukaryota, Fungi, Basidiomycota, Pucciniomycetes, Pucciniales, Pucciniaceae.
AUGAAGUUCACAAUCAUAUCGACGGUUGUAGCCUUAACGAUGGCCACUUCAGUUCAAAGCAAGGCAUUGAAACCCGACAUUUCCGCCUAUGCAUGCCUGAAUGCGAACGAUAGGACAAAGGGAAUGUGCAUCCUCAAGGGAGGAGAUAAGAAGAAUCCCACGUAUUUUCUCAACGACGCCCCCAUUACGCCUGAUGGUAAAAAGUUUAGCUGUGUGGGUGUGAAGAUCAAUAACGUGCCUGCGACAGAUUUUGGCUGUUGUCAAAGACGCACUGCUCCGACAAAUCCCGGGAGUACUGCUGCAGGUGGCUCAACAACCGCAAAUAAUAAGGGUUUGAGCGACCAGGAAUAUCGCAAAGUCUGCACAGGUCCUGAUACUUCUUACCCUUCAAACGAAAAGGGUCGCUGGGGACACUGA